This is a messenger RNA of Purpureocillium takamizusanense, 1494 nucleotides long. RefSeq names its product Formate dehydrogenase. Gene Ontology annotation, cellular component: cytosol. Bases 403 to 1494 code for a protein of 363 amino acids. Gene Ontology annotation, molecular function: NAD binding; oxidoreductase activity, acting on the CH-OH group of donors, NAD or NADP as acceptor; formate dehydrogenase (NAD+) activity. The transcript has 5 exons. The record is from RefSeq and is a predicted model, not a curated record. NCBI's taxonomy places the organism in Eukaryota, Fungi, Ascomycota, Sordariomycetes, Hypocreales, Ophiocordycipitaceae.
AGCACCAGCACGAGCACCAGGCCCGCGAUGGGAAGGAGGGAGGGAGGAAGCAUAAAUAUCAGUCGUGCCGGCGCUCUCCCCCCUCCAGCUGUCCGGAGUUGGGCGGACAAAGACGCGACGCUCUUCUUCUUCCAUCAUACCACGACCGAUCGACUGCGUCGUCCAGCAGCUUCCUAAUUCUACAAGGCCUCCCAGCAUACCAUCCGCACUCCCUGCGUGCUCUGCUUACACACCCUCUCACCAGAGGUCUUAGCCUUUCGACUUAAAACUUUAAAACCCAACCCGACCUCCUUCCUCCCCCCCCUUCGCCAGCCGGAUCCCGCGAGGCUACCUACCUCACUUGUGCAAUCAACUGUCCACAUCCCCCUCUUCGUGUACAAGUCAAGUCAAGAAGCCGUCACAAUGGUCAAGGUUCUUAUGGUACUGUACGAUGGCGGUAAAAUCGCCGCAGAGAAAGAUAGUGGGCUUCUCGGCACUACCCAAAAAGAGCUCGGCCUCCGCUCGUGGCUCGAGGAGCAGGGACACACUCUUGUUACUACUUCGGACAAGGAUGGUGAGAACUCCCAGUUUGACCAGGAGCUCGUCGACGCCGAAAUCAUCAUCACCACUCCCUUCCACCCCGGCUACCUGACCGCGGAGCGUCUGGCCAAGGCCAAGAACCUCAAGCUCGCCAUCACAGCCGGUAUCGGCUCCGACCACGUCGACCUGAAUGCCGCCAACAAGACCAAUGGCGGCAUCACCGUCGCCGAAGUCACCGGCAGCAAUGUCGUCUCCGUCGCUGAGCACGUUGUCAUGACCAUCCUUAUUCUCAUCCGCAACUUUGUCCCCGCCCAUGAGCAGGUCGAGCGCGGCGACUGGGAUGUUGCUGCUGUGGCCGACAAGGAGUUUGAUCUCGCGGGUAAGACCGUCGGCACCGUUGCCGUCGGCCGCAUCGGUGAGCGUGUUUUGCAGCGCCUCAAGCCCUUCGGCUGCAGGCUGCUCUAUUACGACUACCAGCCCCUGUCCGAGGAGGCGCAAAAUACGAUUGGCUGCAAACGGAUGGACAGCCUCGAGGAGAUGCUGGGAGAGUGUGACGUUGUCACUAUCAACUGCCCCCUACAUGAGAAGACCAAGGGUCUGUUCAACAAAGACCUCAUCGAAAAGAUGAGAACGGGCUCAUACCUCAUCAACACUGCACGUGGCGCCAUUGUUGUCAAGGAGGACGUUGCCGAGGCCUUGAAAAGUGGCAAGCUCGCUGGCUACGGCGGUGACGUGUGGUUCCCUCAGCCCGCGCCCAAGGACCACCCCUUGCGAACGGCGAAGAACCCGUGGGGCGGCGGCAAUGCCAUGGUUCCUCACAUGUCCGGCACUUCCAUUGAUGCCCAGAGACGUUACGCCAAGGGCACCGAGGAGAUCCUGAAGAGCUACCUCAGUGGCAAGCACGACUACCGACCCGAGGACUUGAUCGUUCACAACGGCGACUAUGCUACUAAGGCGUACGGUCAAAGGAAGUAG